Staurois parvus is the source of this 474-nucleotide messenger RNA. The record is from the annotation of a GenBank genome assembly. Lineage: Eukaryota; Metazoa; Chordata; Amphibia; Anura; Ranidae.
AUGGGCCCCUGUACCGCCUCCUCAUGCUGCUGCCAGGCCCGUAAUCUGCCAUGGGCCCCCGUACCGCCUCCUCAUGCUGCUGCCAGGCCCGUAAUCUGCCAUGGGCCCCCGUACCGCCUCCUCAUGCUGCUGCCAGGUCCAGAGUCUCUCAUGGGUCCCUGUACGGCCUCCCAUUGCUGCUGUCUCCAUCGCCACACUCUGCCAUGUGCCACUUUCAGGUCUCCUCACACUGCUGGUGGGUUCCAUUUUGUCAUAGGGUGCUGUAUGGCCUCCCAUUGCUGCUGCCUCCACCGCCACACUGUGGCUCCACAAUCUGGUUUUGGCCCCGUGACUGCCCAAAUGAGUGAAGUGUGCGGUGAUUCUAAGAUCGACGGCACUCAUCUGCAUGUCAUACUGACUGACAGUAUUAUUUCUCUUCCCCAGCAGACUCCAAGGGCAUUUAAAUUAAAGGUACAGUGUUCUGCACUAAUAUAA